Rhinichthys klamathensis goyatoka is the source of this 3786-nucleotide messenger RNA. It is a transcript of the gene vasnb, whose product is annotated as vasorin b. The transcript is spliced from 3 exons. Lineage: Eukaryota; Metazoa; Chordata; Actinopteri; Cypriniformes; Leuciscidae. Gene Ontology annotation, molecular function: protein binding. Bases 377 to 2392 code for a protein of 671 amino acids. The record is from RefSeq and is a predicted model, not a curated record.
UAAACCUCACACACGCGCGCGCUCCCGCCGCUCCUCCCAGAGUGAAGUUAAAGCGCGAGGCGAGUACAGCUCACACACCGGAGUUUCACCACAGACACUUGGACUCGACCGUGCGCCUUUACCCCCCGGACAAACUUUACAAACGGACUCUCUAUCAAAACCCUUACAUAUCAACUCUAUAUGAGACGAACUUUAUGUCGUUUGAAAAGAAACGCGAGUUAUUGGAUACAUAAAUGCAGGACUGACGGAACGCGCUCGGUGCCUUUACCUCCAAUGCGCCGCUGAUGCGCUCGAGCUGAGCCAGUACACAGAGAAGGAGAGCCAGCGUCCCGUCUCACACACCCUGGCUUGAAGGGGUGAAUGUGAAGGCAGCAACAUGAAGCUCUUCCUCCCUCUACUGCUGCCCCUCCUCUUCUAUCAGCUCUUGUCAUCCCCGGUAUUGGCCGACACCUGUCCGAAGGACUGUACCUGCCCAGUCCAAGACUCCAUAUUCUGCUUUAGCCGCAAAGACACUAAAAUGCCCAGCGAAGUACCCACAAUGACUAAGAAACUCUAUGUGUUCAAGAACGGCAUAGAGUCCCUUUCCCAAGAGGAUUUUGUUGACUUGGACAGCCUGGAGAUGCUGGAUCUAAGUCAGAACAAGUUGACCGAACUUCCAGAUCGCGUGUUUGAACCCCUGUCCUCUCUCCAAAAUCUGGACCUGUCGGCUAACCAGAUCACUCACAUAUCCAAGGACAGCUUUGCUGGACUGGAACUUUUGGAGAGGCUAUAUCUCUACAGCAACUUUAUAGAGUACAUACAUCCUGCUGCUUUUGAUGGACUACAACAGCUACUGGAGCUCAAGCUGCAAGGAAACAAACUGACAAUAAUGCCUGCUCUGAAAUUGCCCCAUCUGCUUCUGCUAGACUUACGGUUUAACAGCAUCCCCUCGCCAGGGCCAGAUGACCUCCAGACACCCAAGUUGGAGUCACUGAAACUGGGUGGGCUGAGGCUUAGCAGUCUGAACGAGGAGCUCUUAGGAAGCUUCAAGAACCUUCAUGAGCUUGACAUUUCCAGCAAUCAGUUAACAACCUUUCCAGGAGUUUUGCGGGAAGCAAGGGGCUUGGUUUCUCUCAGUUUGGCUGGGAAUCCUAUGGGACCUAUGAAAUGGGAAGACUUUGAGAAACUUUCAGAGCUUCAGGAGCUGGAUAUAAGCAAUCUUAGCUUGCAAGGGUUACCAGAGACCUUAUCCCAGCUCUUUCCUCACCUAGAAAGACUGGCUGUCGCAGAAAAUCCCUUCAAUUGCCUUUGCAACCUGGCUUGGUUUCCUAGUUGGCUGCAAAACAAGCGAAUUCAGUUGGGUAGGACGGAAGAGACACGCUGCCACUUUCCUCCUUUUAACUCUGGGAAGGUGCUGGAGAGACUGGGGCACCGAGAAUUCGGAUGUCCGAUUACCACAACCGUUACGACUCGGACAGUAAAGACCACUGCAGUACCGCCAGCUCUGGUUACCAGUUUACCAAGUACAACACAUGCAGUCCUCCAUGCCAAACCUACUGAUAACCCCUCUACAGAAACCGACAAUGAUCAUCCACCUCCAACCCCUAGUACUAGUAUCGACCCAGACCUAAGAUCAACCUUCUGCCCAACCAAUAUCUGUCUAAAUGGAGGAACAUGUUGGCUGGACAACGAAGGACAAUUGGAAUGCAUUUGUCUACCAGGGACAUCAGGGACAUACUGUCAAAAUGAGAAAAACCCACCACCCCAUGAGGACACUACAGUAAUCGGCACUAUGGAACCUGAAAUAACUGCAACAGUGGUAACUAGCUCCUCUAUACUCUUAGACCUUCACCGGUACAUCGAUAUGCGCCCGCAUAUCCGUGGUGUAAAGUUAACUUACAAGAACCUUUCUGGACUGGAUAAACGUCCUAAGCAGCUCAACGUUCCACCCUCUUAUCCGGAGUACACGCUGCGUGGACUUCAGCCAAACUCUACAUAUUCUGUAUGCGCCAGUCCGUUGGGUGAACCUGGGGGCUUGGAUCGUGUAUGCACAGAGGCCCAGACGGUCAGUCAGCAGCUAACUCCCACUGGAGCACGACUGGAGGACCCAAAGCUCACUACGAUGCUCAUUCCUGCAGUCGCCAUCCUUCUUCUGCUUGUCCUAAUAGCUGUGGCUGUUGGGGUAGCUUGCUACAUGCACAAAAAGAAAUCAAAGAGACACCUGGACUUAAAAUGUGAUCCGUCACAGCUGGAGCUGGAGGGUAUGGACAAUGGGGCACUACCCCAAAAGCAAGAGAUUAUAUCAUGUCCAUCAACUGCGCAGAAUGGUAGCUUGGACUAUGAGGUGCCCCUCAUGCAAGAUCACUGUACUGCGAACAACAACAUGAACAGUUUGAAACCCUCGUAUUUCUGAUAAUUGCAAAAGUUUUGUGACUUACUUACAUGCUAAAGCAAGAAUUAUACUGCUUUACAGGGUACCACAGAGGACAGUAAGAACAGCCACCAGCUCUUUGUAAAGAGACAGUGGCAUUUAGGUGAUUCCUGGUGCAAUCCUGUAAGGACAAUUCUGUCAAAAUGACAUCCUCUUAAAGUGCCUUUUAUCAUCUGAAAUAUGGAAAGACUCCUCAUGCCAAUCUUUCAACCAAAGAUCUUUUAUAAUUUGAAUAUGGCUGCCAGUCGUAAAAUGGACAUAAGGCUGACUGAAAACAAAAUGCAGGCGAAAUAUUGAUGUGUAGCACCUGUGUGCAACUCUUAGGAGCUGCACUAACUGUGAACCGUAAGUCCUACAUUUGUGUGGGCAAUUGAAGAUAUUGACAUCUUAAGUAACAAGGCUGACUCUUAUGAUGCUUUGUCUAACUGAUAGGCAUUGUUUCUUUGUUUUAUAUCUGUACCUUUCUUGUAAAUGUUUUUGUACAAAUAUGUGACUGUUACCAGGCGGCUGCUCUUCCCCCAUAUCUUGUGACUUUCAAAGCAGACAAAACACCAGAUUAAAAACUUUUAAGAUUAAAAUGUACUUGUACCACCAAGUGAAUCAAAGGCUUUAGUUUAGAAAUGUCAGACAGUCUAAGCAGUUAAAAGUCUAUUGAGACUUGAAACUAAAUCCCUCCUCUAUAUUUUAGCCCCUAUCCCCUAAUUCCUCACACAAAUAGAGACAAAACGUAAGUCAAAUGGAAAUGGCUGAUUGAAAAGCAGAUUAAUAUACAUUAUGUUCAGUUGUAAAAAAAAGAAGAAAAAAAGUCUUGCAAUAUAUUAUUGGAAGCUACAAAUUGGUGGGAUCUUUUUAAAAUAUUUAUUUAUAUACCAAAAAGGGGUUGUUUCCUAUAUCACUAUUCAAAACUUAGUUCUGUCAGUUUGCAAAAUUAGCCAUUGCACUAUUUACAUGCAGAGAGUUUCCUCUUGCACUCACUUGCAGUCAACACCGUUUUUACAGAUUAAUACAUUCAAAAACACUAGUGUUUCUUUGGCUAGCUCGAAGCAUUAGCUAAAACACACACUCCAACUGCCAACUCUCCAGAGCUUACCAUUCAUGUGCAAGACACAACGAAAGAGCAUGAAACAACCUAAAAAUGACUGAGAUCCUGGCCGUCAUUGAUCACUCUGAAAUUUAAGCCACAGAUACUGUGGAUUCUUAAAGGUAAAGUUUACUGCAAAAUGCCAAACUGAGACAGUGGGGAGCUGUGCUGAUUUACCUCUGUGAGGAAAUGUGUUACUAUUUUAGCACUUGUUCUACAACCUGUCAAAUGAUGUUUCCAAAAAAAUAAAAAUAAAAUAAAAAUAAAAAAUGUAAAAAUGAAAUUGUAAAACCUU